AUGUGUCCGAAAAAUUCUAAAACGCCCAUUUUCUUAAUUGGCGGCAUUUGUUUCGUUAUCAUUCUGGUAGCGAUAUGCGGUGUUACGCUCAUCAAUAAUAUCAAUUUAUCGAAUAUUAUUCGCUUAAAUGAAAAAGUUGCCAGCGAUAGUAUGGCCACCAAUAAUCAACAGCAUCCGCAAUACGACGAUGAUGAUAAUAAUGCUGAUGACGACAAUGGCAAUGAUAAUGGCAAUAAGCGUGUUUACAGCAACGUUGAAACAGUGGGCGACAUUGACCAUUCAGCCGAUGAGCGUUUAACAAAAUACACCCAGGCUCAUCCGAAAAAUAUCUAUCGUUUUGACAAAGAUACCGGCAUGAUGACAGAACACAAUGUAUCCUCCGCCUCCUCCUCAUCGUCAUCAUUUAAGCAGGCGGAGAAUGAGCAAAGUAAACAACAGCCAGCCAGCCUGUGGCCCAAUGCCAGAAUUGUGGACAAUGAUAGAAAUAUUGACACACUACAAAUACAAGAAAUCAAUGCCAUACCAUCGAAUGAUGCCGACGCCAAGAAGCUAAGACAUGAAGCAGUCAUGUCCCAGAGUCCAAAUGUAGCUGCUGCAACAUCACAAAUGCCAGUAUCCGUUACCACUUCCGUAGUCGGUUCCGGUUCGUUGAUGGAUAACGACAAAGACGACGACAACAAUGAUGAUUUGUUAAAUGGUAAUGGCGGUGGGAUUUCGCCAACAACAUCUGUUACAUCAGAACAAACGACAACAACAGUCACGACCACCAGCACCACCACUGUGUCGCCGCCUUUCUUGGUGAUAAGUGACAAAAAUGCCUCAAUGAUUGAUUAUCCAAAACGUUCUCAUGUCGUAAAGAUGAUGCAACAUGCCUGGCAAAAUUACAAACUUUACGCAUGGGGUAAAAAUGAGCUGCGCCCACUAUCACAACGUGCCCACAUCGGUAGCAUAUUUGGUUCCCAAGAGCUGGGUGCCACAAUAAUCGAUGGUCUCGAUACUCUCUACAUAAUGGGUCUGGAGAAUGAAUAUAAAGAAGGUCGUGACUGGAUUGAACGUAAAUUCUCUCUCGAUAAUGUUACCGCUGAUUUGUCAGUAUUCGAAACGAAUAUUCGUUUUAUUGGCGGCCUACUAACCAUGUACGCCUUUACCGGGGAUAAUUUAUACAAAGACAAAGCACAACAUGUUGCCGAUAAGCUAUUACCUGCAUUCCAAACACCAACUGGUAUUCCAUAUGGUUUGGUUAAUCCUAAAACUGGUAUGAGUAAAAAUUAUGGUUGGGCAUCGGGUGCAAGUUCAAUUCUAUCCGAAUUUGGUACACUACAUUUGGAAUUUAGUUAUUUGAGUGACAUCACCGGCAAUCCAUUGUACAAGGAACGCGUCCAGACCAUACGACAGAUUUUGAAAGAUAUUGAAAAACCCAAAGGAUUAUAUCCCAACUUUUUGAAUCCCAAAACUGGCAAAUGGGGACAAUUACACAUGUCUCUGGGCGCCUUGGGUGACAGUUUCUAUGAAUAUCUCCUAAAAGCCUGGAUACAAUCUGGACAAACGGACGAAGAAGCCAGACAAAUGUUUGACGAUGCCAUGGUUGCCAUUAUUGAUAAAAUGGUGCGCACAAGUCCCAAUGGCUUAACCUAUGUUUCCGAUUUGAAAUUUGAUCGUUUGGAACAUAAAAUGGAUCAUUUAGCCUGUUUUGCUGGUGGCCUUUUUGCCUUGGGUGCUAAUACAAGACAAAACGAACAUACCGAGAAAUUCAUGAGCAUUGGUAAAGGUAUUACGAAUACCUGUCACGAAAGUUAUAUUAGAACAACAACACGUUUAGGACCAGAAGCUUUCCGCUUCAGUGAAGCCGCCGAGGCACGUGCCUUGAAAUCAAAUGAAAAAUACUAUAUUCUAAGACCCGAAACAGUUGAAAGCUAUUUUGUACUGUGGCGUUUGACGCACGAUCAAAAAUAUCGUGAUUGGGGCUGGGAUGCUGUACAAGCCUUGGAACAACAUUGUCGUACACCACAUGGUUAUUCCGGUAUUAAGAAUGUCUAUCAGGAGGUACCGCAAAAAGAUGAUGUACAACAGAGUUUCUUUUUGGCCGAAACACUUAAGUAUCUAUAUCUCUUGUUCUCGGAUGAUUCGCUGAUACCUCUAGACGAAUGGGUAUUUAAUACUGAAGCUCAUCCAUUGCCCGUCAAGGGGGCAAAUAUAUAUUAUCGCCAAGCGGCAUCAACAUCGGCCGCAGCAACGAAUGCUUCCUAAAAUGCAAAUAUAGCCAAAUGGUGGGAUAUCGCCUUAGAUACAAAUCUAUUCCAUAUGCUGCUCGUAAUUGUUUUAAGUUUAUUUUUCUAUAUCUAUUAUCGCUGUUUUCGUUAAUCUCAGAUCGUAAUGCUAUUGGUAAUUAUAAUUUGCAAUAUGAAAAUCCUUAUGUAGAAUGAAACU
Messenger RNA from Musca vetustissima, 2427 nucleotides. RefSeq names its product mannosyl-oligosaccharide alpha-1,2-mannosidase IA (gene alpha-Man-Ia). The transcript has 6 exons. NCBI's taxonomy places the organism in Eukaryota, Metazoa, Arthropoda, Insecta, Diptera, Muscidae. Gene Ontology annotation, cellular component: Golgi membrane; endoplasmic reticulum. Gene Ontology annotation, biological process: N-glycan processing; carbohydrate metabolic process. Bases 1 to 2247 code for a protein of 748 amino acids. The record is from RefSeq and is a predicted model, not a curated record. Gene Ontology annotation, molecular function: mannosyl-oligosaccharide 1,2-alpha-mannosidase activity; calcium ion binding.